CCUGUCAGACUGCGGGUGCAUUCGAGUUCCAUUAAUCUAGAUGUUAAAGUGGAAUCCUCUUUGAAAGAUGGCAACCACCGUUCCAAGCUUCGUAGAGGACAACGUGACGUCGUCUUCUUCAGACUACAGUUUCCUUGACGCCUUCUCGCACCCUUUACCCAUCGAGAUUGUCAUAUCUACCAUUGUAUGGCUCAUGUGCUUUUUGGCGGUGUUUGGUAACAUUCUGAUCUUCGUAGUGAUUCUCAGAGACAAGCAGCUGUGGUCUAACAUAGCCAAUAUGUACAUUUUAAACCUUGCCAGCGCCGACUUGUGCGUUGGGAUGAACUCGUUGACAAUGCAAAAUAUUUGGCGGUAUACCGGCAACUGGCCCUUUCAGCGAGCCGUGUGCACCUUCUGGACUGUCGUGGAUUAUUUGGCGUGUAUGCAGGGCGCCUUCGCAGUGACACUCAUCAGUCUUGAUCGUUAUUUCAUGAUGACCAAAUUCCUGGAGUAUCGAAUAUACAACAGCAGGAAACUUGCUUGCGGCCUAAUAACAGGUACCUGGACGCUCGCGUUGCUAUUUAAUCCUUUCCCAGUUUUGGGCAAUGAACUGUGGCCCAAUGCUGGAGACGUUGGUAUUAACUACUCUGUCAACUGCGAUUUCGGCGUGCUGCGUAUUCUUUCCUAUAACAUUGCUCAAAUAGUUGUUGGGUUCGUUGCACCGGCAAUCAUCUUAGCCUACUUGAAUUUCAAGGUGUAUGCCAACAUCCUGAAGCGCUCCAAAGUCUUGUACUCACCGAUCACAAGACACCAAAAGGUCCUACAAAACUCACCGGAAGGCCGCUAUCACGCUGGCCUUUAUCGUGGGCGUGUUUUUUUUAUAUGUGAGACCCCCUUAAUCGUCUUGAAGUUCCUGUUUGUCGCAAAGGGGGGUUAUUUAAGCUGGCUGUUAUGGAAUGGUGCCAGCUAUACUGUGUGGGUCAACUCAGCGAUCAAUCCGUUCAUCUAUGCCGGCACUAAUCCCAGGAUCAGGCGGGAUAUUAUCAAACUCCUCUGUUUUUGGAACCACCGGCUCCGAAGGAAAAUUCGCCCAUUGCACUGACUUCAACCGAACCGGCUCUAAUGGCUUGGUUUGUAAGGCAGUUUUCCAAUGCAGCUAUAGACAC
Patiria miniata (bat star) is the source of this 1145-nucleotide messenger RNA. Its product is annotated as beta-1 adrenergic receptor-like. The coding region runs from base 68 to 1081 and encodes 337 amino acids. Gene Ontology annotation, biological process: adenylate cyclase-activating adrenergic receptor signaling pathway. The transcript has 2 exons. Lineage: Eukaryota; Metazoa; Echinodermata; Asteroidea; Valvatida; Asterinidae. Gene Ontology annotation, molecular function: G protein-coupled receptor activity. Gene Ontology annotation, cellular component: membrane. The record is from RefSeq and is a predicted model, not a curated record.